Molecule: messenger RNA, 2025 nt
Organism: Moesziomyces antarcticus
Lineage: Eukaryota; Fungi; Basidiomycota; Ustilaginomycetes; Ustilaginales; Ustilaginaceae
Exons: 1
Coding region: 1-2025 (674 amino acids)
Source: RefSeq, a predicted model, not a curated record
AUGCGUAUCUCCUCCUCCCUCCUCGUUAUCCUCGCUGCCAUCAGCGCUGCCAACGCUGCUGCGGUUGACUCGGCGCUCAACCCCAAGCACCGUCUGGUUCGCGUCCAAAAGGGAGCUGCCCACGCCAACGCGCUCGAUGCCGCCAACGUCAAGGCCGACGCCGUGGACCUCCAGAAGCUCCAGCACCUCGCCUCUGUGGCCGCCAAGCGCAGCGUCGAGCUGAGUGCACUCGGCACUGCCGGCGCCCACGUCGAGGCCGGCCGUGUCAAGAACGUCGCCGGCAUCCUCCACACCCUGACCGCCUCGCUCGAGGCUCACAUCCAGGCCGCCGCCAAGGUUUCCGAGAUCAAGGACACCAAGAAGGCCACCGCCAAGGUCAACGCCAUCCUUGGCCAUGUUCAUUCGACCCUCGCUCACGGUGUCGUCAGCGUCGGCGGUGUCAAGACUUCCGCCACCCACUCUGUCCUCGGCCGUCGCGACCUGCUCGGCUCGCUCGACCUGAGCGUCGUUGGCAGCCUCCUCGGCAAGGUGGACGGAGCCGAGGCUCUCAUCUCGCUCCUUGCCAGCCUGCACCUCGACGCCGUCCUCGGCGGCGACGUGUUCUCGAUCCUCGCCAACCUCAACGUUGUGGCGGCGCUCCACGACGUCGUCGGCAUCGAGUGCGUUCUCGAGGCCAUCCUCAAGAUCGGCGAAUCGGUCACCGUUCUCGAGGCUUUCCAGCAGCUCGAGGACCCCGUUGCCUUUGUCCAGGCCAUGGUUCAGAUCAAGAGCGUCGUCGAGCUCGUUGCUACUGCCUCGGGCGAGACCGAUGCUAUCGGCAAGGUCGAAGGCGGCGUCAAGCUCGCCGCCUAUGUUGCCAAGUUUGGCAGCGAGAGUGUCAAGCGCAUCCUCUGCAUUAGCGGCAUCGAGGGCGUGCUCGAGGCCAUCAUCAAGGUGCCUGGCUCGUUCAAGCUGCUUGCUUCGCUCAAGACGGUCACGGAUGUGUCGGGCUUCGUCAGCGGCCUGGACGCCGUGUCGAGCGUCACCUCGUUUGUCGCCUCGGUGCAGGCUGUUUCCGACGUGACCUCGCUCUCGGGUGCGGUCACUGGCGCCGCCGGCAUCACCGGCGUUGUCGGCAUCAAGCGCGAGCUUCCUCUGGGCGUCGGCGAUACUGUCGAAGGUCUUGACGUCGACCGCAUGGUUCAGCUCAAGCGCGCCAUUGCGCACCUCGCUGCUCUGCCGCAGUCGGGUGUUGCCUCGGGCGUGGAGCAGACUGCGCAGACCCAGGCGGUGGACAACGCCGAGAAGACGGUGAACGGUCUCGACGUGGCUCAGCUCGCCGUCCUCAAGCGCUCCAUCGCUGCGCUGUCCGCCCUUUCGGACAGCGACAUUGCGGCCAUCGAUGCCGCUGCCAAGCGCGACAUCCUUGCUGUUCUGCCCGUCGGCACGGCUGGUGGUGUCCUUGGCGACGCCGAGUCGACCGUGGCUCAGAUCAAGCGCGACGUGCUCAACACGGCCGACUCUGCUACCUCGAGUGUCACCACGAUCCCUGGCUCGAUCCUGUCCAGCGUCGACCUGAACCGCAUCUCUUUCGUCAAGCGUUCGCAGCUGCUCACUCCAGUUCAGGGUGUGGUUUCGUCGAUCGACGCCGACAGGAUCGUGGCUGGCCUCAAGCGUGCGAUUGCUGACGCCGAUGCUUCGCUGCCCAGCUUCCUCGUCAAGGGCUCCAGCGUCGGUGUGCACGAGCGCUCGGUUCCUGCCGGUGUUGCUGGUUCGGCCGACAUCAGCGUGUCGCUCGACCUGCUCGAGGAGGUCGUCAAGACGCUGCUGUGCGACAUCAAGGAGCUCCUGUGCAAGCUCACCGAGAUUGUCGACUCGAUCCACGUCGACGAGGUGGUGUGCGAGAUCAAGCAGUCCAUCCUGCCACUCAUCGAGCGCCUCGCCUUGACCAUCGCCUCGUCGCUCACAGUCAAGGUCCCCUCUAUCGAUGUCAAGCUCGAGGCCAUCCUUCAGCUCGCUACCAAGACCGCCAAGUCGCUCCCUUAA